AACAAAAACCAGUUCGACUGUCCCAAGCCAUAAAAAAGCGGCCGCCGACUCCAAAAUUCUUUCCGCCCUCUUCAGUCCAUUGUCUCGAGGUUGCUGGUUAUGGGGGUUUUUGCUUCCGUUAGGGCUUCCAAUGGCGUCUUCAGAGGUGCAGGCAGAAGCAAAUUACCCUCAUUCGGGUACAUUCGAAGACGAGACCUGUCACUCUCUGUUGGCAAACGGUACGGCGACGGUUCGGUGCUUCCAGUCCUGAUCGUCGGCGCCGGUCCCGUUGGUUUGGUUCUCUCCAUUUUGCUCACGAAACUAGGGGUGCAAUGUGCCGUAUUGGAGAAGAACAGGACAUUUUCUCGGCACCCACAAGCGCACUUCAUCAACAACCGUUCCAUGGAGGUGUUCCGGAAGUUGGAUGGUUUGGCGGAUGAAAUCGAAAGACUGCAACCACCAGUGGAUUUGUGGAGGAAGUUCAUAUAUUGCACUUCGCUCACUGGGUCAGUUCUCGGGACAGUGGAUCAUAUGCAACCCCAAGAUUUUGAGAAAAUUGUUAGUCCAGUCUCUGUGGCUCACUUCUCCCAGUACAAGCUGACAAGACUACUAGUUGAGCAUGCGAAAAAACUCGACUUCCAGAUCUGUACAACGGAAAGUUUGAAGGGUGUUACUGAUGGUGGAGCCAUCAGGGGAAGAGAAAUCCUAAUGGGGCAUGAGUGUGUUUCCAUAGAUACUAGUUCGGAUAACUUCGUUGGUGUCACUGUUUCUUCUCUCGUGGAAGGGGAAUACAAGCAAAGGGACUUCAGAUGCAAAGUACUUGUAGGUGCAGAUGGUGCAGGAAGUACUGUUAGAAAGCUCAUGGGGAUUGACUUGAGGGGUGAAAAAGACUUGCAGAAGCUUGUUAGUGUCCAUUUCUUGAGCAGGGACCUCGGGAAGUAUAUUCUCAGUGAGAGGCCUGGAAUGUUGUAUUUUAUAUUUAAUACUGGGGCUAUCGGUGUUUUAGUUGCCCACGAUCUUGAGCAAGGGGAGUUUGUCUUACAGAUUCCAUUCUACCCACCGCAGCAGGAUAUCAAUGAUUUCAGCCCAAAGAUAUGUGAGGAGAUAAUAUUCAAGUUGGUUGGUCGAGAACUCUUGGACAUAGAUGUGAUUGAUGUGAAACCAUGGGUGAUGCAUGCUGAAGUUGCUGAGAAGUACGUUUGCUGUGACAGUAGAAUCUUAGUUGCCGGUGAUGCUGCUCAUCGUUUUCCUCCUGCUGGUGGUUUUGGUAUGAAUACUGGAAUUCAAGAUGCACAUAAUCUUGCCUGGAAGUUGGCUUCUGUCUUGGACGGUACUUCAUCUUCUUCACUUCUUGAGACUUAUGAAGCCGAACGUAGACCGAUUGCUCUUUUGAAUACUGCCCUAAGUGUUAAGAACUUCAGGGCAGCCAUGUCAGUUCCCUCUGCACUGGGCCUCGAUCCAAAGAUUGCAAACUCAGUACAUCGAGCCGUCAAUGUUCUGCCUUCAGGUAUUCAGAAGGCAGCGUUGGAUGGGAUUUUCUCUAUUGGCCGCAUGCAGCUUUCGAAUUUCUUUCUAAAUGAAAGUAACCCUCUGGUUUCACCAAGGCUUGAGAAACUGAAGCAAAUAUUUCGUGAGGGAAAGAGCCUUCAACUGCAGUUCCCUGCUGAGGAUCUUGGCUUUAGGUACUUCAAAGGUGCACUUAUUCCUGACAAAAUUGGUGGGAUGGCUCCAUUAGAACCUCCCACAGGUCGCCGCAGAGACUAUGUUCCAUCUGCAGACCCGGGAUCACGGCUCCCCCACAUGAAUAUGAGGGUAUUAUCGAAUUCCCCAGAAGAGGAGAUUGUUUCUACAUUAGAUCUUGUACGUGCGGACAAGAUCGAGUUCCUUCUCAUUGUAGCACCAGUAGAGGCUUCCUACCAUCUUGCUCAUGUUGCGUUUAAGGUAGCCAAAGAAUUUAAAGUCUCUGCAAGAGUAUGUGUAGUUUGGCCUUAUGAUGCUGUUGGGGGGGUGGAAGCAUCGAGCAAGGCGGCAUUGGCACCUUGGGAGAAUUUCAUAGAUGUUCAAGAAGUUAAAAGGAGCCUUACAAAUUCAUUAUCCUCAUCCUGGUGGAGCAUCUGUCAGAUGAGUGACAGAGGAGCGAUCUUGGUGAGGCCCGAUGAGCACAUUGCAUGGCGUGUGAAAUCGGGGAUUGCUGGAGAUCCAGUUCAGGAGAUGAAGAGGGUGUUUUCUGCAGUCUUAGGUGUGAAAUAGGACAAUCAUUUCAAUACCCAUGGGUUUCUCGUCUUUUUCGACUUCAUCGUGAAAAUAGAAGGAAAUUAUUCUUAAAAGUGAAUAAUCUAGCAUCCAUGAUGUUACCAAACUGAGAUCAAUCUCAUAAUGUACCAAAGUGGUCUCAUGCACUGGGGGAGAUUCUCAUCUUAGGUAAGUUAGAUCGGGUGUAAAAAGAUCUUUUUGUUGGAUACCAUUGCGAAAUGAAGGGAUUCCUUCUAUUGCAAGUA
Messenger RNA from Punica granatum (pomegranate), 2477 nucleotides. Lineage: Eukaryota; Viridiplantae; Streptophyta; Magnoliopsida; Myrtales; Lythraceae. The record is from RefSeq and is a predicted model, not a curated record.